AUGUUUUAUUAUUUAAAAAGUAAAGGCCGAAUCAAACCUUCAUUUAAUACAUACACUCAGUUUCAGUUACGUAAAAAGCUACUUCCAUCAAAAAUGGGUCUUUGUGCAUCUGGUAUGAGCUCUGAAGAGCGUGAAGCUAUGGAGCGAAGUAAAGCACUAGAUAAACAAUUAAAGGAAGAUGCUGAACGAGCAGCUAAAGAUGUUAAAUUACUUCUGCUCGGGGCUGGUGAAUCUGGUAAAUCAACAAUAUUAAAACAAAUGAAGAUUAUUCAUAUGGAUGGAUAUUCAAAGGAAGAUUUCGAACAGUAUCGAGAAGUUGUCUAUUCGAAUACAAUUCAAUCAUUAGCAACGAUUAUUCGAGCUAUGGAAACACUUAAUAUUCAGUUUAGUUCAAGUGAUCGUGAGAGAGAUGCUGCUAUGGUAUUAGACAAAAUUUCUCGUAUGGCCGAUACAGAACCAUUCGAAAGUGAAUUACUUGAUGCAAUGAAAAAAUUAUGGAAUGAUAAUGGUGUACAACAAUGCUUUAAUCGUUCAAAUGAAUAUCAAUUGAACGAUUCAGCAAAAUAUUUUCUAGAUAAAUUAGAUGAAAUCGGCUCACCACAAUAUUUACCAAGUACACAAGAUAUUUUACGUACUCGAGUUAAAACAACUGGGAUUGUGGAAAUUAAUUUUACAUUUAAAGAUCUUAAUUUUCGUGUAUUUGAUGUUGGUGGUCAAAGGUCAGAACGAAAAAAAUGGAUUCAUUGUUUUGAAGAUGUAACAGCAAUUAUAUUUAUUGUUGCUCUCAGUGAAUACGAUCAAGUUCUUGUGGAGGAUGAAACAACAAAUCGUAUGCAUGAAUCACUUCGUUUAUUUGAUUCAAUUUGUAAUAACAAGUGGUUUGUUAACACAUCGAUUAUUCUCUUUUUAAAUAAGAAAGAUUUAUUUGCUGAAAAAAUUGCACGAUCAAGCUUAAGAAAAUGUUUCCCUGAAUAUCAAGGUAAAGAUGAAUAUACGGAAGCCAGCGAAUAUAUUCAAGCUCAAUUUGUAGCACAAAAUAAAAGCGAACAAAAAGAAAUCUAUUGCCAUUUAACAUGCGCUACAGAUACUGAAAAUGUUCAAUUUGUCUUUGAUGCUGUUACUGAUGUCAUCAUAACAAAUAAUCUCCGUGCCAGUGGUCUUUAUUAG
This is a messenger RNA of Rotaria socialis, 1167 nucleotides long. The record is from the annotation of a GenBank genome assembly. Lineage: Eukaryota; Metazoa; Rotifera; Eurotatoria; Philodinida; Philodinidae.